Messenger RNA from Zea mays, 1356 nucleotides. Its product is annotated as sphinganine C(4)-monooxygenase 1-like. The coding region runs from base 227 to 1054 and encodes 275 amino acids. Gene Ontology annotation, molecular function: oxidoreductase activity; iron ion binding. Gene Ontology annotation, biological process: lipid biosynthetic process. The transcript is spliced from 2 exons. The record is from RefSeq and is marked validated. NCBI's taxonomy places the organism in Eukaryota, Viridiplantae, Streptophyta, Magnoliopsida, Poales, Poaceae.
GGUCGAUCGAGCGCACAAGCUGUCAAAAAAAAUCUGAACACAAGCAGGGCCGGGUUCGCAGGCGCGCGUCGCCGUUGACAGCAACUAGCAUAUAUAGCUAGAGCUAGCUCGAUCGAUCUGCUGUGCUUACACCACCAGUCCACCGCUUCUCUUGCUUUGCCGGUGUCGUCGGCCAGCGCGCGCGCUAGCGCUAUCCGAUCCGAUCCGGCCGGCCGGCGACCUACCGAUGGGGUUCAUGGACGCCGAGGAGCUGGUGGUGACGCUGGCGCCGGUGGCCGUGUACUGGGCGUACGCGGGCAUGUACGAGGCGCUGCUGGCGCGCACCACGGCGCUGGACAAGUACAGGCUGCACUCGAGGCGGGACGAGGAGACCAAGAACAUCGCCUCCCGGAAGGACGUCGUCAGAGGGGUGCUCCUGCAGCAGUGUAUCCAGGUCGCCAUCUCCGUCGCCGUCCUCAAGCUGGAAGGACACGGACACGGACACGGACACGGACACGGUGCCGCUGCCGACGGUCUCGCCGCGGCGCCGGCGGAGGCGGAGCCGUUCCUGGUGUCGGCGGCGCGGUUCGGCGUGGCGAUGCUGGUGCUGGACGCGUGGCAGUACUUCAUGCACAGGCUCAUGCACUCCGUCCCGUACAUGUACCGGCGGUUCCACUCGUGGCACCACCGCGUGGCGGCGCCCUACGCGUACGCGGCGCAGUACGGCCACCCCGUGGACGCCGUGCUCACGGAGACGCUGUCGGGCGCCGCGGCCUACCUGGCCUCCGGCAUGUCCCCGCGCGUCGCCGCGGCCUUCUUCGUCUUCGCCACCGUCAAGGGCGUCGACGACCACUGCGGCGUCGCCGCGCCGUGGAACCCGUUCCACGCCGCGUUCCGCAACAACACCGCCUACCACGACGUGCACCACCAGCGCGGCGGCGGCCGCCGCAACUUCUCCCAGCCCUUCUUCGUGGUCUGGGACCGCCUGCUCGGCACACACACGCCGUACGCGCUCAGACAGAGGGACGGCGGCGGCCUCGAGGUCAAGGCCUUCAAGGGUCGUCAGAUGCAAUAGUAUCUUAAUUGUUUUAGGUUGGCGUCUCACUACGUCAGCCUCGUUCACCGUUUAGCUUUGGCUUGUACCAGAAAUGUCUGGUACUGUUAUCGAUGACCAUCACAUCGUAUCUUGUGUGAUAACUUUAUGUAUAUUAUUGGGUACAUAAACAAUAGCGUAACACACGUUUUUUAGCUUUUUUUUUCAAAAAUUCUUGUUUAUGUUUUUUGAUAGGACUAAUGUCAUGUUUGCACCUUGGUGUCUGCACAGUGACAUACGACGUCAAUGACUUGAUGUCAUAGGUCAUGAUGCUAGGGUAUUAU